Molecule: messenger RNA, 3798 nt
Organism: Plasmodium vivax (malaria parasite P. vivax)
Lineage: Eukaryota; Apicomplexa; Aconoidasida; Haemosporida; Plasmodiidae
Product: falcilysin, putative
Exons: 1
Coding region: 1-3462 (1153 amino acids)
Biological process (GO): protein processing
Molecular function (GO): metal ion binding
Source: RefSeq, a predicted model, not a curated record
AUGAAAUUAAUGAGAGUUUUUGGGUAUUUAAAUAUCAUCACAAAUUGUGUUAAUGGCUUACUAUGCAAAGCGGAAAAAAGAAAAUAUAAUGUGUUUACGAACAGCUUCAUUUACUCCAUAAGCACGACGAACUUGUAUUCAUUUACGGCCAUGAUGAAUAAGUCUCCCGAGUGGGUACAGGAAAAAUGCCCGGAGCAUAAGAGCUACAACAUUCUUGAGAAGAGGUUCAGUGACAAAUUCCAAAUGACGUACACGGUGUAUGAGCAUAAGAAGGCGAAAACGCAGGUCAUAGCACUGGGGUCGAACGACCCCCUGGAUGUAGAACAGACUUUUGCCUUUUACGUGAAAACGUUGACAAAUUCUGGGAAGGGAAUUCCCCACAUUUUGGAGCACACCGUUUUGUCCGGCUCGAAAAACUUCAAUUAUAAGGACUCCAUGGGCCUCCUGGAAAAAGGGACGCUAAAUACGCACCUGAAUGCAUACACGUUUAAUGACCGAACUGUGUACAUGGCUGGGUCGAUGAACAACCGAGAUUUUUUCAACAUCAUGGCUGUUUACAUGGAUAGCGUGUUCCAACCGAAUGUACUGGAAAAUAAAUUUAUUUUCCAAACGGAGGGGUGGACGUACGAAGUGGAGAAGCUCAAGGAUGAAGAGAAAAAUGCAGACGUUCCAAAAAUUAAGGAUUACAAGGUGUCCUACAAUGGCAUCGUUUACAGCGAGAUGAAAGGAUCCUUUAGCAGUCCACUACAAUAUCUGUACUACCUCAUAAUGAAGAAUAUCUUUCCAGAUAAUGUCCACUCGAACAUCAGUGGUGGAGACCCCAAGGAGAUUCCUACCUUGACGUACGAAGAGUUUAAAGAAUUUUACUACAAAAAUUAUAACCCCAAAAAGAUUAAGGUGAUCUUUUUCAGCAAGAAUAACCCCACGGAGCUGCUAAAUUUUGUGGACGAUUAUCUAAACCAGUUAGAUUUUACCAAGUAUAGAGACGAUGCUGUGGAGAAUGUAAACUACCAGGAGUACAAAAAAGGGCCCUUCUAUGUGAAGAAGAAGUUUGCUGACCAUUCUGAGGAAAAAGAAAAUUUGGUUUCCAUUUCUUGGUUGUUAAAUCCGAAGAAAAAUGACCUACUCGAUGUAGAUCUCAGUUUGGAAUCGCCGCAAGAUUAUUUCGCCCUGCUGAUUAUAAACAAUCUACUUACGCACACGACCGAGAGCGUUUUGUACAAAGCGUUGAUCGAUUGCGGCUUGGGAAACACAGUCAUAGAUACAGGCCUGGACGACAGCCUCGUACAGUUCAUCUUUAGCAUCGGCCUGAAAGGAAUAAAGGAGAAGAAUGAAAAGAACGUAAGUUUGGACGUAGUACAUUACGAGGUGGAGAAGGUCGUUUUGAAAGCGCUGCAAAAAGUGGUAGACGAAGGGUUUAACAAAUCUGCAGUGGAGGCCUCCAUAAAUAACAUCGAAUUUGUGUUGAAGGAGGCCAACUUGAAAACGUCCAAAAGUGUAGACUACAUUUUUGAGAUGGCCUCUAGGCUGAACUAUAAUAGGGACCCCCUUCUCAUUUUCGAAUUUGAAAAGCACCUGAAUGUGGUUAAGGAUAAGAUAAAGAAUGAGCCAAAGUAUUUGGAGAAAUUUAUAGAAAAGCACUUCAUAAAUAAUAACCACAGAGCGGUUAUCCUCAUGGAGGGAGAUGAAAAUUAUGGAAAGGAACAGGAAGACUUAGAGAAGGAGACCUUAAAAAAAAAAAUUGAAAGCUUGACGGAAAAGGAAAGAGAUGACAUCAUCGUCGAUUUUGAAAAUUUAACCAAGUACAAAAAUAUGGUAGAAUCGCCUGAACAUUUGGAUAACUUCCCCAUAAUAAGCAUUUCAGAUUUGAACAAAGAAACGUUGGAGAUUCCCGCGAAUGCCUAUUUUACCUCCACCGCUGAGGAGAACAACAUGGAGAAGUAUAACAAAGUGAAAGCGAGUGAAGAUGUGAUGAAGAAAAACAUGGACCAUCUGAUUGACAAGUACGUUUUGAAAGGUGCCCAAGGUGGGGCAGCCACGGACGGAGCCGCCAAACAGGGCGAUUCCUCCGAUGGGGAGAUACCAAUGCUCGUUUAUGAAAUGCCGACCAGUGGAAUCCUCUACCUGCAGUUCAUCUUCAACCUGGACCAUCUGUCGCUUGAGGAGAUGAGCUACCUGAAUCUGUUCAAAAUGCUCAUCCUGGAGAACAAGACGAUGAAGAGGUCAUCUGAAGAGUUUGUCAUUUUGAGGGAAAAGAACAUUGGAAAUAUUAUGGCCAACGUUGCCUUGUACUCCAUCAGCGACCAUUUGAAGGUUACCAGCAAGUAUAACGCGCACGGGCUGUUCAACUUCGAAAUGCAUGUGCUCAGUCAUAAGUGCAAUGAAUCGCUGGAGAUUGCCUUGGAGGCACUGAAAGACUCGGACUUUUCUAACAAGAAAAAGAUCGUAGAAAUUUUGAAGAGGAAAAUCAACGGAAUGAAGACCGUAUUCAGCUCCAAGGGGUAUUCCCUGCUGCUGAAAUAUGUGAAGUCCCAAAUGAACGCCAAGUACUAUGCACACGAUUUGGUCUUUGGGUACGGGAACUACCUCAAGCUGCAAGAACAGUUGAAGCUGGCCGAAUCGGAUUUCCCCCAAUUUGAGCAAAUUCUAAACAGGAUAAGAAAUAAAAUAUUCACCAAGAAGAACCUACUAAUUAGCGUAACGUCAGACGCGGCUGCGUUGGACCAACUUUUUGUACACUCCAAAGAGUCCCUUAAAAAUUUACUGGGUUACUUUGAGGAGAAUGACGCCAAGAGCGGUGAAGCGGAAACCAUCGGAUGGAAUGAAGAAAUAAAACAAAGCAAAGUUAUAGAAAAGGAACAAAAGAAAAAGGAAUUCUUUGUCAUCCCAACAUUUGUAAAUGCCGUUUCUAUGGCUGGAAUGUUGUUUAAUGAAAAGGAAUUUUUAGACCCAUCCUUCAUCGUUAUCGUAGCGGCUUUGAAGAAUUCCUACUUAUGGGAAACAGUCAGAGGCCUCAACGGGGCGUACGGCGUUUUUGCAGAUAUUGAAUAUGACGGGGCGGUCGUGUUCCUAUCUGCGAGGGACCCCAAUUUGGAGAAAACCCUCCAGACCUUUAAAGAAUCUGCCCAAGGACUCAGAAAAAUGGCAGACACCAUGACGAAAAAUGACCUACGUAGGUACAUCAUCAACGCGAUAGGAAAUAUAGACAAGCCCAGAAGGGGAGUCGAACUGAGCAAGCUGUCCCUCUUGAGAAUCAUCUCCAAUGAGACGAAGCAGGACCGAAUUGACUUCAGAAAAAGAAUCAUGGAAACGACCAAGGAAGAUUUUUACAAAUUUGCGGACCUGCUAGAGAAGAAAAUUGCCGAGUUUGAGAAAAACAUCGUCAUCAUCACGAGCAAGGAGAAGGCCAGCGAGUACUCCACCAACGUCGACCAGGACUUCAAGCAGAUCCACAUCGAGUAGUUCCUUUGCGGUGAGCAUAACCCGUGAGAUGUAGCGGUCAGAUGAGCGGGGGAGGCGACCCGUGGUGUGGGGUACGCCCCCCCCGGUUAACUUCCCCACGCGGCCAUCCCUGUGCAACGCGUGUUUACCUGCAUUUCUUAUCGCCUACGCUGCGCCGACGUGGGCAAUUCCCCGUGGCUCCCUCCAUUUCGCUGGCGAACAGGGUGCUCACCACGUUCGCUGCGCUAUGCCGUGUGAACUUUUAAAAAAGCACGCAUUUGGUUAAGCCAAACUUUCGUUCCAUAACUGGACAGAAAAAGAAAACCAUUCGAAAAGGAGAAGCUCCUAGGGGGUCUC